GACGUAGGGAGGCGUGUGUGACAUUUGCUGCUGUAAGCUAGGAGCCGGAUAAAAAUGAACUGAGGCAGGAAAUAGAUUAUUUUUUUUUCUUUUUAGCAGCUAGUUUGACUUUUUAUUUGGACUUUGUGAUUAUUUCAGCGUUAGAAAAGACAGUUUAGACAGAAUUAGAAAACUUCUACCCCGGCCUGACUCGUUUUAUUACCGGCUAGCGCUUUUUUCUCAAACUUGUACAGUAAAUGUUCGGAGUUGGCGCUGAGCUCGGUUUCUGGAUGUUUCUAACAUGUUGACACAAAUCCGGUAACUUAAAGUUGCUUUCUUGUCCCUGUGUUGCAGCUUAAGCUGUGUUUGCAAACUGCAUUUAUUUUUGCCUACAAGGGUAAAAUUUUGCCUCCUUUCUGCAGCCUUUUCACUUUCCUAUGCUGACCUUUUGGGGAAGGUGUGCUGAAAGUAGGCCAGGUGUGCUGUGGUACAGAUAGGGUGCAUUGUAAUAUAAUCACGGUGUGUGGUACUGGUUCAACUGCCGACUUCAGGGAUUUGUAAGAGAGGUGUCACCAUGCUGCUUUCUCUGGUUGUGCACACAUACUCGCUGCGGUACUGGUUUCCUGCCACCUUCAUGCUGGGAACAGCCCCAGCAUAUGUACUAUCAUGGGGGGUUUGGCGCUUACUCUCCACUGUUCUACCAGCACGUCUUUACCAUAAGUUAGACGACCGACUGUACUGCAUCUACCAGAGCAUGGUCCUGUUCUUCUUUGAAAACUACACAGGGGUCGAGAUUGUUAUAUACGGAGAUAUACCAAAGAAUAAAGAGAACGUCAUGUACCUUUCAAAUCAUCAAUGUACAGCUGACUGGAUUAUUGCUGACAUGCUGGCCAUCAGACAGGGCGCCCUUGGUCAUGUCAGAUACGUCCUCAAAGAUGGACUCAAGUGGCUCCCACUGUAUGGAUGGUAUUUCUCGCAGCAUGGGGGAAUCUUUGUGAAAAGAAGUGCAAAGUUUAAUGAAAAGGCCAUGAGAAGAAAGGUCAUCAGUCAGACUCGAUGUGGAGCACCAAUGUACCUUGUCAUUUUUCCCGAGGGAACUCGGUAUAAUCCGGAACUGCCGAAUGUUAUCGCUGCCAGUCAGACGUUUGCUGAGAGAGAAGGACUGUCUGUUUUGAAGCACACACUGACACCCAGGGUGAAGGCGUCUCACCUAGCUGUUGACAUCAUGAAGGACAGUCUGGAUGCUGUGUAUGACGUCACGGUUGCUUAUGAAGGAACGCUGGAUGACUCCGGUCACAGGAAGCCCGCGCCGUCGAUGGCAGAAUUUCUAUGCAAGGAAUGUCCUCGCAUCCACUUACACUUCGACCGCGUGGACAUCAAGGGGAUCCCCUUAGAGCCAGGGCUUUUCCGCAGGUGGAUGCACAAUCGCUUCGAAAUUAAGGACCGGAUGUUGACAGAUUUCUACGAGUCAGAGGAUCCGGACAAGAAGUGCAGAUUCCCCGGCGAGGGCAGAAUCUCUCCGCUGAACCUUUCCAAGUCCCUCCCCUCAGCGAUGAUUUUGGGAGGGCUAACACUGCCAAUGUUGCUGACGGAGAACGGCAGGAAACUCUAUGUGAGAACCUGGGUUUAUGGGACGCUGCUGGGCUGGCUCUGGGUCAACAUUUCUCCCUAAAAGCUGCAGGGUAGACGACCGCCAUGGUGAGACACAGGAAAAUUUGGACAGAGGUGCCCCUGUCCCGAAUGUUUGACUGUCCAGCUGUUGACCGGAGAUACUGAAAAAUACUUGAACCUUUGUGUAAAAAUGAUUGAAAAUAUAACAGAUUUAUUGAAACAUGAUACAUUUCUUAAAAUAUUUAAAAAGACAAAUAUAUCCUAAUAUCAGUAGAUUUCCGCCAAAUUAGAAUUGUCGCAUGCAGCUUUUCCAUCACUCAUUGACGAUUUAUAAAGCUCAUGUUAUUUUUAAAAUCCAAGGGAGCUGGUCACCUAAAUAAACAACAACAACAAGUCAUCUCUUAAGUGCACUGACUAACCAGUACCAGCUGUAAUACUUUUAUGCCAAGUCCCAUAUCUUGAGGAAUAUGCACUUUUAUUACACAAUGAUGUAUUUUGUUUUUGUUUGACACUGGCAGAAAAAAACAAACAGCACACAGCUCCACCUGCAGGGGUCCAUGAACACGACACCAGCCGCAAUGUUUACCAUACUUAAUGUCAUCUUUUUUUUUUUUGUCUUUUGACUGCGAAUGUAGCUCUAAAAUCACAUUCAUCCAUUCAAAUGGGAGGAAAACGAGAGCGCAAUCUGCUGGAUGUUUCCGUGCACAGUUGUUCGUUUCAGAGCUCACCUGCAGGAAUGUGCGCUGACAAUACAAAACGUGUUCUGCCAGUCUGAAACAUUACUAAACCUUAAAGUGUCAGUCGUUGCCAAAAGCUGGUGUGUUCGCCAUUAUGUUGAAUGGAGAGUCUCUCUGUGUGUUUUAAUGCAUUUUAUUUUUAGCUCUGAUUUACAGCUUCAGAUUUGCUUCUAUCUUAUUUUCUUUGAUUACAGCUGAUUAUCCAGUUUCAUUACUUUGAUACAUAAAUGUAUUGCAUAAUAAACCAUCUUAGAGCUCAUGAAAGUAUCUACCUAGCAAAAAGCUGAUAAAACAAUGUUAACAGUACAAAUUGCAGGUUCCUCUGCACUCAAAGCCAUUUGUAUUAUCACAUCAUUGUAUUAAGAAAUGCACUGUUUGUCCAUUGUUGUUUACUAUAAAGAUACCAUUGCUUUUUCCA
Molecule: messenger RNA, 2745 nt
Organism: Girardinichthys multiradiatus
Lineage: Eukaryota; Metazoa; Chordata; Actinopteri; Cyprinodontiformes; Goodeidae
Gene: agpat5
Product: 1-acylglycerol-3-phosphate O-acyltransferase 5 (lysophosphatidic acid acyltransferase, epsilon)
Exons: 8
Coding region: 554-1651 (365 amino acids)
Cellular component (GO): endomembrane system; mitochondrion
Molecular function (GO): acyltransferase activity
Source: RefSeq, a predicted model, not a curated record